AAAAGCGCGUGCUGCAGCCCGUGUGCUCCGCUGCCUCGUGGGAGCGGCUUUGUUCCCGGGGCUCUCUGGCCACCGUUCUGCCACACUUCUCUUCCCCAUAUCACCUGCGCUCUCCCCGAGUUCCGAGACGGAAAGCAACCAUGCUGUUUUGGCACACUCAGCCGGAGCACUACAACCAGCACAACUCCGGCAGUUACCUGCGGGAUUUGACUAGUGCUCUUCAAAGGGAAAAUGAUGUCCUUGCACUGCCAAUCUUUAAGCAGGAGGAACCUCAGCUGUCCCCUGAGAAUGAAGCCAAACUGCCCCCAUUUCAGUAUGUGCUCUGUGCAGCCACAUCACCAGCUGUGAAACUUCAUGAAGAAACUCUGACUUACCUCAACCAAGGUCAGUCUUAUGAAAUCCGACUUUUGGAGAAUCGGAAACUGGGAGAUUUUCAAGAUCUCAACACCAAAUAUGUGAAGAGUAUCAUCCGUGUGGUUUUCCAUGACCGGCGGCUACAGUACACAGAGCAUCAGCAGCUGGAGGGCUGGAGAUGGAGUCGUCCUGGAGAUCGAAUCCUGGAUAUUGAUAUCCCUCUCUCUGUUGGCAUCUUGGACCCCCGAGCCAGCCCAACCCAAUUAAAUGCAGUUGAAUUUCUGUGGGAUCCUUCAAAGAGAGCUUCAGCAUUCAUUCAGGUACAUUGCAUCAGCACAGAAUUCACACCCAGGAAGCAUGGGGGAGAAAAGGGAGUUCCUUUUCGAGUGCAAAUUGAUACUUUUAAACAGAAUGAGAAUGGGGAGUACACAGAACAUCUGCAUUCUGCCAGUUGCCAGAUCAAAGUGUUCAAGCCAAAGGGAGCAGAUCGGAAACAGAAGACAGAUCGGGAGAAAAUGGAGAAGAGAACUGCACAAGAGAAGGAGAAGUACCAGCCAUCCUAUGAAACUACAAUCCUCACAGAGUGUUCUCCAUGGCCAGAUAUUCCUUACCAAGUAAACAAUGUCCCAUCACCGAGUUACAACAGCUCUCCAAACAGCUUCAGCCUGGGAGAUGGCAACAGUUCUCCAACUCACCAAGUGGAGCCUCUGCCUAUCAGCAAUGAUCACCUCCUUCCUUCCGCUUCUAUUCAAGAUGCCCAGCAGUGGCUUUACCGCAAUAGGUUUUCUCCGUUCUGUAGACUCUUCUCAAGUUUCUCUGGUGCUGACUUGCUGAAAAUGUCCAAAGAAGAUUUUGUUCAAAUCUGUGGCCCUGCUGAUGGGAUCCGGCUCUUCAAUGCCAUCAAAGGCAGAAAUGUAAGGCCAAAGAUGACCAUCUAUGUGUGCCAGGAAUUGGAGCAGAACAGGUCUCAUCUUCAGCAGAAGAGAGAAGGCGGAGACAGCAGUUUGUGCGUGUACCAUGCUAUCUUUUUGGAAGAGCUGACCACUUUGGAGUUAAUUGAGAAGAUCGCAAACCUCUACAGCAUUUCCCCUCAGCAUAUUAACAGAAUCUACAGGCAGGGACCAACAGGGAUCCAUGUGGUGGUGAGCAAUGAGAUGGUGCAGAAUUUCCAAGAUGAAUCUUGUUUUGUUAUCAGCACAUUAAAAGCUGAAAGCAACGAUGGCUACCACAUCAUCUUGAAAUGUGGACUCUGAAUGCCAGGAUCAUAAACCACAUCAGACUCCAAUGCACCCCUUUUCUUCUCUCCUAUCACCUCGACGUAGACAUCAUUCCAGCUGCAAAAUAGAGAGACUUGUUUGGAAAAAGCAAAAGCUCAAAGGGGACCAUCAUGACUACAGAAAACAAUGAUGAUGACCACAGCUUGGCAGAAAUGGAAGAAAAGACACUGUCCAGAAAAUGUGCUCCUGUCCCCUUUCCUUGCUUUUCUGUCCUCAAGCCUUCUUAAACUCCAAAUUUCUCAUCCAUGUUCACUCAUUUUGUCAUUCUUGAAUGAAAAAACAAUUCAAUUUUUUCUCUGAAACUUAUUCCUGGGAAGGACCCUGGGUUUGAGUUUUUUUCUCUUUGGAUUCCUUGCUUUCGCAGCCUCCCAAUUCUUCUGACUUUGUUCACCUAUAGCCCCAAGGCGAAUCCUUUGUUUCACAUCAGUGCAUUCUCUGGCUAAAUGGAUCUGUGGGCAGAAUGACUUAAAUUGUUGGAUACCGGUGACUCACCCUGUGAGUCCUUCUCAUGACUAUUCCUAGAAAUACUUAACCUUUUCACUUCUUUUGGGGAAUGCCCCCCCCUCCUUAUUUUUCCUCUGGGAUUUAAUGAUGUAAUUAAUAUGGGUUCAUUUUGUAUUAUUAUCAUCUUAUCUCCUUUCUUCCCCACUUCCUAUCCCAAUUUCAAAAUAAUUUUGUAAAUUUUUAAAAAAUGGCACAGGCUUUGUUGUAUCCUAUCCCCACUCAGAUAUUUGUGAAUGCCCCCAUUGUGGGUAUAUUAGCUUCUAUGUCAAUAGAUAUUUCUUCUGAAGACUCUUGGGGAUUCCUAGGGUGAGAUUUGGACCAUUUUCUAAGGAUCCUCCAGCUAAAGAAAGCGGAUGUUGACUUUCACAAAUGAGAUUUGAAAUGGGACUCAAAGCAUCUUUUAAACAUUUAUGAGAUUGGUGAUGACUGGGCAAGGAAAAUGUUCCUGGGUUGUUAGUUAACCUGAAGUGGUUUUGACAGUCAUGGUACCAGAAUUCUUGGGUUUGCAUAUAAAAUUUGUACCUGGAGAUUGGCCUUUGUGAAUAUGCUAUCUGUCAUAGUUCUGGCUAGUCUCCUCUUUUGGGGAAAGUUUAAAGCAAUCCUAAAUUUUAAGAUAUGAAAGAGACAGGAUGAUAUUUUUAGGGUCCUUAGAAUAUUAGUGAAAUAUGCAUGGUGGCCUAAGCUUACCUUAAGAAAAUUAUAACUCUAGGUCUGUUGGCAAUUUGAAUUUGAGUUUGGCAGAGUAGAAUUGGAUUUGACUAUUGUCAAACUAAGACUCAGUGAGCCAGAUUGUCUUAGCACCUAAAUUCUCUAUGGUUGUAAAGGAAAUAAAUAUCCUUUGGAAGCUUUAUUUGAAACCAUAGUAUAUGCUAUAUCAGUGGCUUAAGAAGAUUCUUCUUUUUGUUCAUUUGAGUUUGUUCCCUUUUUUUUCAUUCGGAUCACUUUUGGCACCAUGUUUCUCAUGACUUAGAAAGCCAAGCUGUACAUUAUUGAUUGUGCCCUAGAUGGUCCUCUGUGUCUUUUCUCCUUCCUCAGCCCAUCUGAGUAGCAUAUAUCACCCUGUGGGACUUUAAAAAUAUUUCCCGGGGAUUUUCAUAUCGGUAGUUCAUCUGAUCUUCACUAUCACUCUGUGAAGUAGACCGGGGGCAGCUAUUAUUUUUCCCAUUUUACAAUUGGGAAAAACUAAGAUGAAUUAUCUGAAGUCUUUGCAGUUAGUGGUAGAACUGGGAUUAGAACCCUAGUCAUCUGACUCCUGGCUUUUUUUUUUCUUUCAGUGAACCAUCAAUCAGUCAGCAUUUAUUAACCACCUCUCAUGAGCACAAGGGACUUUGCUAGGCAGUGGGGAUACAAAUGCAAAUAAAGAAUGAAACAGUUUCUACUCUUAAGGAGAUACUUGACUUGAGGAGGAACGAAGAAUUGUUGCCUGCUUAAGCUGAGUGACUCUCCCUGCCCACCUAUGCCUUCAGGUGGGCAGAGAUAUAAUAUUAAAUCUAACUAUUACCAUCCCGUUAACUUGGCUUCAAAGCAUUAGUGUCUGGAACUCAUCUUCCCCUCUCCUGAAGCUGGCCUAGGCAGAAAAAUCUAAGAGACUUAAAGGUGAACACAGGGUCCUAACCUUGGAAAAGCAUCCUAUCUCAGGCACUCAUGCAUGAUACUUUGCAUUUAAAGAGCUCCUAAGUCCUUGUAAAGAAAGAAGAUAUGCUGAAGUGGAAAAGUGGUUACAAAUGAGAGGGCAUCAAGCCACCUCUCUUCAUAAGCUCUGAUGAACAUUUUGAUUCUUGCUCAUCAUGAUGUUUGUGCAUACGUGCCUGCAUGCAAGAUUUGGAUCCUUUUUAUCCUAUCUUCCCCUUUAGAGUUUUCUUUCUUUCUUUCUUUUUUCUUUUUCUUUUCUUUUCUUUUCUUUUUUUUUUUUUUUGGUACCUUGACUAGCAAAGAGCCUUGGCUCUUUGACUAAAGGUAGCUGUAAUUUUGAUGAGGUCAGGAAUUAGUGGGUGGGCUGGAAUGGGAACCUCCACCCUUGCUGUAGAGAGCUUAUUCCCUUCCGUGACCCCUUCCUAUUCUGCCUCCAGGGUGCUGGUGAAGAGUUAUUAACCUGCUGUGAGCCCUCACCCAUACUGCUCACAAAUCUCCCAAGUCAAGGGUUGCUUCAGGGGAGGGCCUGAAUAGCUAAAUGUCAGAAAAUCAUUAACAGGGUAGAGUUGCCAAAAAAGUUUUUAAAAGGUUGGGUUUUUUUUCCCCCCCUUCUAUUGACGUAGUCAGUAGUGCAGAGGGAAGUAGCCCCUGGGUUAUAGAAAAGGAAGAAAAGCAUACAGGGAAUAAAAGGUAGAGGCAGGUAGACAAGGGUGUCUCUGAAAUAACAAGGUAAUACCGUGUUUUUCCUUUCCCUGGGUAAAUAUAUAGUGUGUCCGUCUAUAUACAUCUAUGUGCAUAUUGGGGCUAAAGCCCAUUGUUAAGCUAAUCUUUAGCCAUUAAGACUUUGCUAAUCUGAUAAUUUUGAAAAACAAAUUCACUGCCUGUUCAUCCCUAAAUUAAUGUUAUGGAUCAGUCUCUUAAAAAAGUAAGCUAAGACACCUCAUGGUAUAAAAAUUUAGCAAGUACCCUAUUUGCUUUUCACAAAACUUGGGCAAUAAAUGGGGUUUGGACUUUAGUGUCCAUUAGAUUUUAUUGUUUAUGUUUAUAUAUAUGCAUACCUAAUUGCAAGUGUGUAUGCACCUGACCCACCCCUAUCCUUCCUGCUUUUCCUAAGAAGCCUGGCCUUCCUGGCUUAUUGUUAAGCAGGUCAGCUAAUUCUUUAUAUUCCCCAAUGCUGUUAUAGAGCAAAGUCUUCAAAGGAAUUACAAAUAAUAGAGUCAGAUUUGUGGGGAAAAUAAUUUUUUUGAGAUUGUUCCAUUCAGUAACUUUUAGAUUAUAUAUAUGUGAUGUAUAUAUUACUAAAAUGGAUUGCGAUGGCUGCAAAAAAUUCUUACCAGUCUGUUCUCCUUCCUCAGAGAUACAGGGAUGGUUAGCAUUCUACCCAGUACCCACUCCCAGGAUCUGGCUUAAGAUCUAUGAUCAGUCAGUACUAAUUGUUUUUACACCUUUGUCCAGUGGAGAAAAAAAAAAUCAUUGAUUAAGAAGACUUCCUCGAAUGCUUCUUUAGCCCGUUAGUUCUCCAGGACGUCAGCCAGUGACCCUGAACUCAGAUUUGUUGUUUUCUUGGCUAUGUUUUUAAUCUACAAAUGUCCUGACUAUACAAAUCUCAAUCUGUGUAUUAAUUGACAUUCAUGUAAUGGUUUAUAAGUAUUUUUUUGGUCUUCACAAUAGCCUGAUAGGUCAAUACUAUUGAACCCAUUUUACAUAUAGUGGGAAAAGUCUUCCCUGAAGUUCUAGCACUUAAAGAGGUUGAGUCACUGGCCCAAGAUUAUCCUACUGAAAAUCACAGAAGUAGUAUUUUGGACCUAAGUAUUUCUUGUCUUAGCGUUUGUUAAGGGUGCUUUCCAUCACACUAGACUGCCUCUGAUUAGCAAAUGGUAAAAGUGUACUCAUUAAAAGUGUUGAUGGAAGGCACAGUGUUUUGUGAGAAAGGCGCCCCCCCCUCCCCCAACUCUCCAAUUCUUCUAUUCCCACUGGAACUUUUAAGUUUCUACAUUUUUUUGUCCUGGGGCACCUUACCAAACCUACCUGUGUGUGGAGACAAUAGGUCAAAUGCUUUUGAGUGACUUAAGGUGAGAAUUUUAUUGUAGUCUUCAGGGUUUCUACAGGCCUUUAAAACGUAGGUAUGACUGAAUGUGACUGUUGCUAAACUCCCCGAGAACUCAGAGGUGAUCAGUCACAGAGCCCAGAGAGCCUUUCUUUUUGUAGACUUUAAUACCCUCGUUCGAACUGAAGAUUGCUCAAGGCCACCCGAAUCUGAAAUUUCUAGAGGUGUUUUUUGUGAGGGGAAGGGGGAGGGGAGGGAAUUGCACUUAGGAUUUUGAGGGGAGUGUUUAUACCACAUUUAACCUUUUCUUUUUGAGGGAGUUAACAAAGAUGAGAUAGAAGCAGCAUAAAUCAGCUGCUGUUCUUAAUAGCAUUUUAUUUUGGCAGAUAGCAAAGUGUGAAUGCAUAUAUAUACUCAUGUAUACACAUAAACAUAUCUAUAUAUUAGUAUUUUGCUCAGCCCUGUGUACUCUCUUGAUCUUUCCCUACCACAAACUAGGGCAGAUUUUGCAAAAUGAGGGGCAGUUUGGUAUAAUGAACAAGAGUGCUUCCCUCGGAGAAAGACUUGGGUUCAAAUCCCUGCCUCCCCCACCCCCCACCACCACCAGACAUAGUAUGGCCCUUAAUAAGUUACCUUAAGUUACAGAGAAGACCUGUAUUGAUAAAGUUUUCCUCGUGUGGAGAUAACUAUGGUGAUAAAAUCUAGAGACCAAACCUAUCCUUGUCAUGAAGAUGAAUAAACUUAGAACCACAAAAUGGUUGUGAUUUUCCCAAAGUACUUACUACUGUCUUUAAGAAGAAACACUUAGGUCCUAUUUUUGGUUUCAUGAAAAUAUGCCCAUAAAUGGUGUGAUUGGGUUGAAAAAUAUUCUGAAAAAGUUGGUUACUAUUCACUUUGAUCCAAGGUGGUUUCUUUUGUUUUUUAUUUUUUUUCUGGUUUCCUGGAAAGGAGGAAUUUGACAAAAGGCUAUGGAAAUGUCAAUAUUGAGGCUUGUGCCAGCAAUUUUGAGUCCUAUUGGCCUUGCGAAGCUGUCACUGCUCCCUCCCUCAAGCCACUCCAAUGCAAAAUUCACCCAACUGAACAAUUUCUUCUUUUGACUAUUUCUAAGGAAAUUCUUCCGGUUUAUGCUAUAGCCAUAGUACACAGUAGAGCUCUGGGGCAGUACUCAGUUUCUAUGCUUUCAUUAGAUGCAAUGCAUCCUCAUUCAGGGUGUUCUUUGGCUGCUUUCUGACUAAGCCAUAGAACGUGCGUGUUCCCUCUGGACUCUACUGUUCCUUAGACUAUGAGAAGGUCAUCUGAUAAACUGAUGUCACUAUGUUAAUAGGAGAAGGCCUAAAAUAAAAAAUACCUCCCUUCUGAAUAAUGAGCAUUCUUAAUGUCAUUUAGAGACAAGUGACCUUGCCUUUAUUGCCUAACCCAAAGGAAUGACUAGAGUGCAAACUGCAGUUAAAUCAACUGGAGACCUAGGUUUCUAGUAAAGGUUUUGCUACCAAAUGGGUCAUGGGGCAGGCCACUUUACAUUCUGAAUCUCAGCUUCAACAGAGAUAAAACGAGAUUAGAUUAAAUGACUUUUAAAGGCAAAUCCUAAUCUGUGGUUUUAAUGGCAUACAUUUCAAUAUAGGUAGGAAGAGAAAAUGAAAGGUGCCAUCACUUGGGUUGGGAAAGUGGGAUAUAUAGCUCUUUUCAUUAAGUAUUUUAUUAAGUACUUUCUAUGUGCCAGGCACUGUGUUAAAUACUAGGGUUACAAAGAGGAGCAAAAGACAGCCUCUGUUCUUAAGGAGCUUGGAGUUUAACUGGUCUCAGCUUUCUUCCAACAAAACACAAGUAACUCCCUUCUUUUCCUAGUUCCAUCUCUGGCUAUCUGUGAAAAGCCAUAUUAGUUCUAAGGGAAAAGUCCCCAAUUAAUGAAUGUGUUGUCCUAACCCAGCCCAAAGCUGACUUUUUUUAUACUGAGUACCCUCAGAGAGAAAGUAGGGACAUGUCUAAACUUGGUAUGGUCCCUCCCCCUUCCUUCUAUUAUAGGGUUAGAUCUUGAUAAGAUUUAGCUGAAGAACCUACUUGGAACAGCUUCCUUUUGCAUUUUAAUGCUCUCAUGGCCCCUUAGUAUAAUUUAAAUUGCUUCUUCCCCAGUGCAGUCCUCUCUCUGUGAACAGAUAGGAUGUUAGUUUGGUGAUUGAUUCUUUAUAAAUGUUCCCUUUCAUAUAGCCUAGCCCUUACUAGGCUUUAAAAGAACCUGUACUAAAUGAGAGAAGGAUUUUGGACUUGAUGUGUAUAGUGUGUUACCUCUGUAUUAGCAUAUAUGUUCCUUUAUGUGUAUUCUAUCCAUUUUAACUUCUAGUUAGCACCAUUUAUUGCCUUUUAAUUAGUUGUUGCUUUUGUACUCAGGAAGUAUCCUAACUGCUCCUUGUCUUUGAAUAAAAACUUAUUUGGGAGUCAUGCCUCACUGGGAAUUGGCUUAAGCUAUGUGCUUGUAUGAAUACAGCUUUGUUUCUAAGAGAAUUCCUCUGGUUUCCUAUGUUAGGUUAUAGAGGAUUUUUGGAUCAAUACCACUUGAAAGCAAAGAGAUUUGGGAAAAGUUCAGGCAAGUUAACCAAAAGCCUGGAAUCAAUGUGAACCUGUUGUGAAGACUGACCUAUUUCAGGUAGACAGUGGGCAGCCAGCCAUCCUUUUGUUGACCAUCUUGUCUGCAUUGUAGAGUUUCCAGAGUGAAGCUGAAAAUGUAUCUGGGUGGCCCUGUUAUUGGUAAUUUCUUUAUAAGCAGUACUUGUCAAGAUGGUAAUCUAAUUGUAAGAAGUCAUUGGAUACCACUCUGGUGGGGGAUUUUUUUAGGAUUGUUUAGGACAAAAUAAAAGAAGGGAAGUCGAUUUUCCCUUCCAUUCUUUCCCAAGUUUAACAUUAAAGUGUUAUCUAAUGUUUGUAAUAUUAGGAAUAUCUAAUAUGUGUAUUUCAAAUUAUUGUAUUUCUUAACUGUUCUUCCCAGUUUCAUGUGAUGUGGUGUUCAUCUUGCUUUUCUGUCCUAUGAUUAGUAAGUAGCAUUUUUUUAGUUUGUUCCAAUUGGGUGAUUCUCUUCCAAAGGGCUAUGGAAGUCUAUCUCUUCUUUGGAGAUUCAACCAUUAGAUCAAGGUGGCUUUUCCAAUUAGAUGUGACUAAGAAUGGGCACAUGGAAAGUGGAAAACGGAGACUAAAGUGUAAACAGUCAUCGUACUGCCGCGUUGUUUUUGUACGUGAAAUAAAGCAUAUUUUGCACUGGCUUAUUGUACUGUUGUGCAGAAGAGAAAUCUCUAUCCAGAGUCUGUGCUUCAGUCAAAAUGCAAAUAAAAUUUUAAUUUGUAAGAAAUCCCUGUGGUCCAAAACUCUGUAUCUUGAAGUUUGGUAAGUGGUUGACUCCUUUGGUAUAUUUGCCUAGGGUUCAAAGUCUUCCCUCAUCUUGAGCCUUUUUAACCUAUUCAACUAUUCCCCUCAUCCAGACUUAUCUACCUUAUUCCUGAACAUGCUUUAUGUAUUCCUGCCUCCAUUCAUUUUAGUUCUGCUAUUUUUUUUAACCCUUACCUUCUAAGAAGAAUGGCAAUUAGGGUUAAGUGACUUGUGUAGGGGGACACAUAGCCAGGAAUUAUCUGAGGUCAGUCAUAUCUGGACCCAGGCCUUUCCAGUUACAGACCUAGCACUGUAUCCCUGCACCACCUAUCUGCCCCUUUACUUCUGAAAUGCAUUCUUCACAUCUCCACACCUUUGAGCUUAUAUGAAUUUUGCUCAUCCUUCAAGGCCACCACCACCAUGAAGCUUUUCCUCUGAACUGUAAAGAAUAUGGGAUUGAGAAAGCAGCAUUAAGAAACUUGGAGAGGAAUCCUAAUUUCACCACUAACUAGCUAUGUAAGCCCAGGCAAGCCAUUUAAUAUUUUGGGGUCUUACUUUCUUCAUCAAAGAAUGGGGCUGGAUGGGGAGUGGGGAAUAUUGGUUGUAAAUUUUUAGGAUUCCAAGACCAACUGCAACAAUGAAGCUUUCUUAAGUCCCUCCACUUCAGUCUAGGGUAGUCUGUCUAUUAUUAUCUCAUAAUAUUUAUUGUCUAAACUAUUUAACUGUGCCAUUCAUUUGGGACUGAUUGCUACUGUUUAUUAAAUAAUAUUAGCUAGUGACUGAUGGCUACAAGUAACUCUCUGGAAGAGGCAUUACUACUUUCAAACUAUAAGCCAUCUAUUUCUCGCCCCCAUUUUAAGGUUUUAUUUUUCCCCCCCAAAUACAUGUAAAAAGAAUUUUUGCCAAUAAUUUUCUAGCAUUUUCAGUUCCAAAUUCUCUCCCUCCUUUCCCUUCCCUCUUCCCUGAGUCACUAAGCAAUUUGAUGUUGGUUAUACAUGUACUACAUACAAGUCAUUUCUGUAUUCUUCACAUUGUGGUAAAUGACAUAAAAAACAAAAGAAAAUAAAGCAAAAAUAGUAUACUUUAAUCUGCA
Messenger RNA from Monodelphis domestica (gray short-tailed opossum), 10261 nucleotides. It is a transcript of the gene TFCP2L1, whose product is annotated as transcription factor CP2 like 1. Gene Ontology annotation, biological process: regulation of transcription by RNA polymerase II. Gene Ontology annotation, cellular component: nucleus. The record is from RefSeq and is a predicted model, not a curated record. Gene Ontology annotation, molecular function: RNA polymerase II cis-regulatory region sequence-specific DNA binding; DNA-binding transcription activator activity, RNA polymerase II-specific. Lineage: Eukaryota; Metazoa; Chordata; Mammalia; Didelphimorphia; Didelphidae.